Desarmillaria tabescens is the source of this 645-nucleotide messenger RNA. RefSeq lists its product as uncharacterized. The record is from RefSeq and is a predicted model, not a curated record. Bases 1 to 645 code for a protein of 214 amino acids. The transcript is spliced from 4 exons. Lineage: Eukaryota; Fungi; Basidiomycota; Agaricomycetes; Agaricales; Physalacriaceae.
AUGCCAUUCACACGGGCAAGCACAAUACAGGUCUUCGGUGCACUCUUGGAUGCUAUCUCGAAGGGGGCGGUCAGAUCCUUUGAUCCAUGUGCGGAGGAAAGACUGGUGGAGAUGUGGGAAUCGGAGCGUUUCUUUGGCGUUCCCAAGGAUAUAGCACCGCAGGAAAACAUCAUUCCGUAUGAGUUUUGGUAUGAUAGCUUACCAAGUAUCAUUUUCAUCAAUGUUGGAUUUCUACAGCGUGAUGGUCAAGAAUAUCUUUCCUUUGACACUGUCGGGCCCUUACCAGCAGUGGACACCCCUAUCUUCUAUUAUUCAUCAAGAGGAUGGCGCGAUGCGACGCUUAUCGCUCAGACGGAGCUAGUUUGGAUGGAAUCAAACGACAGUUCUCCAGGAGGGGAUGUCACAUCCGAGUCCCGUGGCAAGAUUGCGGUUAUGCGAUGCUUGUCUCAUUCACCUAUAUACAAUGUACUUGGAGAACCAGGAGAGUCCGGUUCUUUGGUGUUCACCAAAGAUGACGGGAAACUGAUAGCUGUCGGUGGACACGCGGGAGAGCGGUAUGCAUUAGUGCAAAGUCUGGAAGGUAUUCUGGAUGACCUUCGUGAAUCCAUCCCUGAUAUUCGUUUACCUCCUUCUCCUGUUGCAUAA